ACAUCCGUAACUGAUCUUGGAGUGCAUUAUUCGCACAACCUUAACUUCUCCGAACAUAUCUCCAAUAAAGUUUCUCGAAUGAGAAGAAUGCUUGGUUUCAUCUUUCGUAACUUCCUUCAUAGAGAAUCCAGAACAAUUCUCUAUAAAACAUGCGUAAGACCUAUUGCUGAAUACUGCUCUUUCUUAUUUUCUAACGUACGCCUGUCUGAUAUGUUGAAGCUUGAAGGAAUACAAAGGAAAUUUACUCGUAAAGUCCUAAAUCAUAGCUCACCCAUUGACUAUCCAACCCGAUGUAUUGAACUCGGGCUCGAUCCAUUAUGGAAAAGAAGGCUUAAGUCCAAUCUGAUCCUUUACUUUAAACUCCUGCACAAGCUCACAUAUUCCUCCUGCAGUUUAGUCCUUAUCCAUGGCCCUUGUACACAUAACCUUCGAGAUAAAGUAUCUACGGUCAAACUUGAGAAGUAUAGAUCCAAAACUCGAGAAAACUUCUUCCUCUCUAAGUAUGCACUUAUAUGGAAUAGGCUUCCCUCUAAAAUACGCAUGGCAAGUGGGUUACAUGAGUUUGUUCAACUUCUUAAUGAUGCUCUCAGUUGCACUGACUCUUCUGCGCUCGUGAACUCACUCGCACCCUGCUUUCAUAUUAAUAGCUCUGCAUACACUUUAAACACACUGAACUCAGUGCUGCGUCUUAUUUAGUUAUUUUUACACUCCCAAGUUGCACUAAUUUUUCUAGUUGAAUAUAAAUCUCUUUAGUUUUUAUUUGAAAUAGACAGGUUACUCUACUAACUGGGUCGUUCGACACUGUUCAACUGUAAACUGGUUGAUUAGAAUGCACUCUACUCUCCUGGGCGCAACCUUAUCAACACUUACAACUGUAACCCCAUUCACGGUGGGUAAUCCUUGGCAACUCUAGGGAACAUGCACCCAAUGUACACGACUGUCUGGAUCACAGCUCGUAUCAAGCGCGUUCCAUAUGACCUUUCCCAACAAAUUCACUAUUGAUCUCGGCCAAUCGCCAAUAGAACCUAUUGUGCACCUUCCUCAUUUGUACUCUAAUAUUGAAAAUGUGGCUGUAUAAUACUGUUUCUGUCAGUGAUAUGGUGUAAAUAUGCAAUCAGAAACUGUCUCUUAUACUUAAUUUAACUGCU
This is a messenger RNA of Schistosoma turkestanicum, 1148 nucleotides long. The record is from the annotation of a GenBank genome assembly. Lineage: Eukaryota; Metazoa; Platyhelminthes; Trematoda; Strigeidida; Schistosomatidae.